This is a messenger RNA of Terrapene triunguis (Three-toed box turtle), 2067 nucleotides long. It is a transcript of the gene NT5E, whose product is annotated as 5'-nucleotidase ecto. NCBI's taxonomy places the organism in Eukaryota, Metazoa, Chordata, Testudines, Emydidae. Gene Ontology annotation, biological process: AMP catabolic process. Gene Ontology annotation, molecular function: 5'-nucleotidase activity; nucleotide binding; metal ion binding. The transcript has 9 exons. Bases 197 to 1942 code for a protein of 581 amino acids. Gene Ontology annotation, cellular component: plasma membrane. The record is from RefSeq and is a predicted model, not a curated record.
UUGUAUCUCUCCCCACCCCGCACUUCGGCAGCUGCAGGAACACAAAGAUUAGAUUAGAUUAACCGCCCACACUCAAGCCCUGUGGGGAGGGUGGAGGAGCCGUCAAACCCUCCCACUACCUGCCAUGGAUCUUCCUCGGUGCUACCGGCCCCGUGGGGCCCCGCUUUAAGCUGCAGCAGCUGCGCGCGGGGCAGGCAUGGGGAGGUUGCGCGGGACGCUCAGCCCCUGGCUGGGGCUGGCCGCGCUGCUGUGCCUGGCGCACGCCGCCCGGGCCGCCUUCCAGCUCACGCUCCUCCACACCAACGACGUCCACGCGCGGGUGGAACAGACCAGCCGCGACUCCGGCAAGUGUCAGAGCCGCCCCAGCGGCCGCCCCCAGGAUUGCUAUGGCGGGGUGGCGCGGAGAUACACCAAGAUCCAGGAGAUCCGAGCCACCCACCCCAACGUGCUGCUCCUGGACGCCGGCGACCAGUACCAGGGCACGGUGUGGUUCAGCUACUUCAAGGGGCGGGAAGUGGUGCGCUUCAUGAACCUCCUGGGCUACGAUGCUAUGGCUUUGGGGAACCAUGAGUUUGAUAAUGGUCUGGAUGGAUUAUUGGAUCCGCUACUUAAAAAUGUUAAUUUUUCAAUUCUGAGUGCAAACAUUCAGGCAAGCAGAUCAGUAGCAUCCAGGAUCGCUGGAUAUUUUCAGCCUUAUAAAAUACUACUUGUUGGUUCAGAAAAAAUCGGAAUUGUUGGCUAUACUACUAAGGAAACAUCUUUCCUUUCAAAUCCAGGCAAGGAGAUAUAUUUUGAAGAUGAAAUUGAAGCAUUGCAGCCACAUGUGGAUAAACUUAUCACACUGGGAGUUAACAAAAUUAUUGCACUAGGACACUCUGGUUUCACUGUGGAUCAAAAGAUUGCUCAAAAAGUGAGAGGAGUGGAUGUUGUAAUUGGAGGACAUACGAACACGUUUCUUUAUACAGGCCCCCCACCUUCCAGUGAAAUGCCAGCUGGCAACUAUCCAUUCCUGGUGAAGUCAGAUGAUGGGAGGCAGGUGCCAGUGGUACAAGCCUAUGCUUUUGGGAAAUAUCUUGGUUAUUUAAAUGUAACGUUUGAUGAUCAAGGAAAUGUAAUUAGAACAUCUGGAAACCCUAUUCUGCUAAAUAGCAGUAUUCCUGAAGAUAGAGUCUUGAAAGAAGAAGUUGACAAGUGGAAGAUACAGCUAAAUAAUUUUUCUUCCCAAGUGAUAGGAAAAACUAUAGUUUACCUAAAUGGUACAAGUCAGGCAUGUCGUUUCCAAGAAUGCAACUUGGGAAAUUUGAUUUGUGAUGCCAUGAUUUACAAUAAUCUCAAACAUCGAGAUGAAAAUACAUGGAAUCAUGUUUCAAUGUGCAUCAUAAAUGGCGGUGGGAUACGGUCACCCAUUGAUGAACACAACAAUAAUGGUAAUAUUACGAUGGAGGACCUGCUAGCUGUGCUGCCAUUUGGAAGUACUUUUGAUCUGAUUGAGUUAAAAGGCUCCACUCUCAAAGAAGCAUUUGAGCAUGGUGUGCGCAGACAUGGACAAGGAACUGGCGAGCUGCUGCAGGUUGGGGGCAUUCAUGUGGUCUACGAUCUUUCCAGACCACCAGGAAGCAGAGUUGUCAGCAUAGAAGUUCUUUGCACGGCCUGUAGAGUACCAGCCUAUGUACCACUCCAAAUGGAUGAAACGUACAAAGUGAUUCUUCCUUCUUUUCUGCAGCAGGGAGGAGAUGGAUAUUCUAUGCUAAAAACUAAAUCACUGAGUCACAAUCAGGGUGAUCUUGAUGUUGAAGUAGUUUCCAGUUACAUUUCUAGAAUGGGACCUGUUUUUCCAGCAGUUGAAGGACGAGUGAAGUUUUCUGCAGGAAAUUUCAUCCAAGGAAGUAUUACGCUGAUUGCUGGCUUAUUCACUGUGACAUUCCUGCACUUCAUUUUUUAAUUCUUAUUUGCAAUGCUUUUAGACUGCUGCUAGAAAGCCUGCUCCCCUCCCCUUUGCCUGCACCUCCCAGCACGUUUAAACAGGUCCUAGGUCUUGGCAUACAUUCAGUAAUUAUAGUGGAGGCC